AUGACUUCUCCCAAGUAUAGCAGCCAUUUUUCUCUCGCGAAUAUCCCAUUCGGGGUGGCAUCUUCGCCAAAACAUACCAUCCAAUGCGCAACACGACUAGAUAACACAGUCGUGUUCCUUGGUAUCUUACAGCAAGCAGGUACAUUUGAGGACGUUCGUGGGCUGCCGAAGGAUGCGUUUAAUCAGCCUACGCUGAACAAAUUCGCCGCACUCGACAAGCCAAUUCAGCGCGAAGUCCGAGCUCGAUUGCAACUCCUUUUAACCGAUGACCUGCCGCCUGGUAGCACCGAGGACAUCAGUUCGGUCAUUUUGCACAUGCCCGUCUCUGUGGGCGGCUUCACAGACUUCUCUUGCAGUCUCCAUCACGUCCGGAAUGCCGGUCGGGCGAUCCUCAACGACGAAACACCACCUCCCGGAUUCUUCAAUUUCCCGAUUGCGUAUAAUGGACGUGCCAGUACGGUGGUUGUGUCAGGGACGCCAAUUGUUCGUCCGAAAGGCCACAUUAUCGACCGAAAUGCUCCCACCGAAAAGAAGCCGAUUGUUUUCGGACCUUCGAAAGCAAUGGACUAUGAGCUAGAAGUUGGAGUGAUCGUGGGAAAGCCUGUGCCGCGGGAGAAGGGCGUGGCCGCCAGAGAUGCAGAUGAACAUAUCUUCGGAAUGGUCAUUUUGAAUGAUUGGAGCGCUCGCGACAUCCAGGGCUGCGAGAUGGUUCCUCUCGGCCCCUUGAAUAGCAAAUCGUUCGGGACAAGCAUCUCGCCAUGGAUUGUGACUCUGGAUGCUCUGCAGUCAUUCAAAGCACCCGGCCCAACGCGCGACAUUGUCCUUGCCAAUCACUUGGAGGACAUCACAACUGUAGAGGCAAGCUACGAUUUAAGUCUGAAGGUGGAGCUUAUGGCAAACGAAAACACCACUACACUCAGUCGAUCCAACUUCAGAGAUCUCCACUGGAGUGGCCGACAGAUGGUUGCUCACGCAGCUAGUAGCGGGUCAGACAUGAGGACCGGUGACAUUUUGGGAACCGGGACAGUAAGUGGCUCAGAGCAAGGUAGCUAUGGCUGUUUGCUGGAGAUGACCAAUGGAGGAAAGGAGCCAGUUGUUUUGGAGGACGACCUGAAAAGAGUCUUCCUGGAAGACGGUGAUGUAGUCCACAUGACUGCUCUGGCUGGAAAAGACGGUUCUGGGGUUGGAUUUGGUGAAUGUGUAGGCCAAUUGCUGCCAGCGCUCUGA
Molecule: messenger RNA, 1227 nt
Organism: Penicillium salamii
Lineage: Eukaryota; Fungi; Ascomycota; Eurotiomycetes; Eurotiales; Aspergillaceae
Source: the annotation of a GenBank genome assembly